AUGACUAGGACACGCGUUCACGCACCGGUUGUGAACGUCGCUCAUGCAGUACAGUCUAGGAACACCUGUCGUCGCGAAAACUCCGCGCAGCUUCCCAGAGCGCCGGCUCGCGAGAUACUCGAAGCGCGCCCAGGAGUGUUUGCUUUGUCACUCUGCGAGUGCACGCCCGAGCUAAAGCGUCAGACGAGAGCGGGUGCGGGAGGCAGGCCUCCCACGGAUGAGGCUCGGCUCGGGGACCACGCAAAUCAUUCGAAGCCGCCGAGCGAGCUUGCAACAGUCGCAAGCUCCCGCGAGAGUUUGUCAUCAGGCAUGAAGAUUAAAGCUCGGAAAAGGCGGGGGGAGGCAGACUGGGGAACGGCCUCCCGUCUCUGGGGGAGACACGUCUUCUGA
Molecule: messenger RNA, 390 nt
Organism: Besnoitia besnoiti
Lineage: Eukaryota; Apicomplexa; Conoidasida; Eucoccidiorida; Sarcocystidae
Exons: 1
Coding region: 1-390 (129 amino acids)
Source: RefSeq, a predicted model, not a curated record